Molecule: messenger RNA, 1868 nt
Organism: Vollenhovia emeryi
Lineage: Eukaryota; Metazoa; Arthropoda; Insecta; Hymenoptera; Formicidae
Gene: PRAS40
Exons: 8
Coding region: 464-1735 (423 amino acids)
Biological process (GO): neurotrophin TRK receptor signaling pathway; negative regulation of TOR signaling; negative regulation of protein kinase activity
Cellular component (GO): cytoplasm
Source: RefSeq, a predicted model, not a curated record
ACAGUACACAUUUCAUGUUACCACUCUUUCCCGAUCUCUAUGUAAAACCGUGCCCUAUGUGGUCACCUAGUCGACUCUAGUUUGAUGUAAACAUCAAGUGACAUUGUACACUUGACUGUAAGUCCCGUUCCAUCCCGUUCGUCCAUUGUUUCGACACAAGAUUCUUGCAUAUUUCGGCUUCUCUCUCUUUCUCUAUAUAUCUCAUAUCGAUCGCCCACGAAACGUCUCCUCUUUGGGAAAACGUACCAACGUUGAACGGCUCGAACAAGACUCUUUAUCCGAUCGCAAGCAACGUCGUAUCUUUGAUGCUCCUUCAUAGAUAGACGAUUUGAUUCAACUUGGAGGGGGAGAGAGAGAGAGAGAAGAGCCGAAUCUCGAGUCGAAACUGCACCUGCAAUCAAGUGCGUAGUAGACGCUCUCGCGUAGCUUUGACCUCCGAGAAAGAAGAGAAGAACGUUGAAAGAUGCACGUGACCUGCAAGUGCCUGAACGUGUCCAUCAAGUCCAGGAGCGCCGAAUUGCAACAGAUUAACGUUGAGUUGACCGACUUGGAGCGCGCCGAUGCCUUUUUCCGUGAGAAUCUGGCAAGUGUACCGGAAUUGGAAACUAUUACUAAACAACAGCCUGGUUUAAUGGAAAUAAGAAAUGUUGGAUCAUGGAUUAUACACCGUUGCUACAAUUGCUCCAUGUAUACUCAUGCGGUUCACAGAGAGUACGGUGCUGCUUUAGUUCUUAUCAACAACGAUAUUCUUUUAUCUCCCGAGGAAAUAAAUAAAUUAAAAUCCAAUCCAGAUUAUAGUCCGGUGUUUAGGAUAGUAAUUAAUCAUAGUUUGGAAGAUCUCGACGACUACCUGCAACAGCCUAACAAGUUUUCUGUUUCACAAUUACCCAGUGCGGUUCAAGUGGCCCUAGAUAGUUUACAGCGACAGCUCGAGGAAGCUGUACAACGUCAAACAAUAGCAAUAGAAGAUAAAAUACGUGCGUUUACUGCGGAGCAGUAUCAACUGUUGGAACAAUUUCGUGAUAGAGCACACAACGAGCACAGGCUAUUAUCCAAAAUAGUAUGUAGAGGAGAAGAGACGACCAGAGUAACCAAUAACAUAGAAACCCCACCAACGACACCUGAUGGCCUUAAAGGCACCUUGACUACCUCUAUUGCAGCUAAAACAGCUGAUUCAGCUAAUACAGCUGAUACAGCUGAUGCGGUGAAUCUCAAGUCCAAUGCAAUAUUCAAUGAUACAAAAGUGUCUAGCGGGCCAAACGUUAAACACGAGACAACCACCAGGCAAUCUUCUAAACGUACCACUAAUGAUGAAAGUUCGAGAAAACUAGCUCCAUUGUACAUCUGUACUAAGAAUCGCUCGACUUGCUUCGAUACAGAAGAGUUGUUUCCCUUUGAAGGAAUGGAGGAUACAGAUGCAGCCAGCCAACAGUAUGUUGUAUGGUCUUCGGAAGAGGGGUCUGAUUCCGAUGAUCCCAGCCAAAAUAAAGGGAUGCAAAUGCCAAGAGGUCAACGGGAUGGUCAUUCCUCAUUAGCUAAAUCAUUACCCGUCACCGUACCCGUUUUCCCUUCUAUCGUUCAUCAUGCGGCAAAGGAUCAGGACGAUGACCAAUUGCCAACCGAUCCGCUAGAUCCGCACAAGAUUCGAGCUUCGAUCAAAGCCUUAGCUAAAAGCGUCCACGGUGAUACGGUAUUUGGAGAUUUACCACCUCCCAGAUUUUCUACUCUCAUCUGAUUUCGUUACUUGGUAAUUUUUCGAUAUAGUGCGUAUAUCGUAGUCCUUAUCAUCCGUCAUUUGUCUUUCAUACAAAAGUUACAAGAGAUUUAUGUAUACUUGGAAUAAAUAUGGCCAAUUUUGCAGACAAGUA